This is a messenger RNA of Polistes dominula (European paper wasp), 2822 nucleotides long. It is a transcript of the gene mthl5, whose product is annotated as G-protein coupled receptor Mth-like 5. Lineage: Eukaryota; Metazoa; Arthropoda; Insecta; Hymenoptera; Vespidae. The record is from RefSeq and is a predicted model, not a curated record.
UGAAAUCGUAUUUAACUAUCAUCAUUCAUUUAUGAUAUACGUGAUAAAAGAAAGAAGCGUUUGUAUUAUCAAUUAACAAAAAAGUAUGCGAGAGGGCAAUGAAGUUACUAGUUCAUCAACGAACAAGAUACAUUCGUUUAAUAUGAUAAAAAUGAUCUAAUCUAGUACACAGAAGAUGCUCUAUUUGUUUUUAAAGGAUCAUUCACACCUAACUUUUAUAAGUUCAUAUUUUUACAGUUAAUAAAACAAUUUUUAUACAUUUUCUCUUAUCUCAUCUUUUAACAUGAAUUUAACAAACGUAUCAUCACUUACUCAUUAUAUAUCAAAUACCUGGAAAGGUAAUGUAUAAAUAAGAAACAUAACAAACUUAUGAAUCAUUCUGAUAGAACUAACGUCAUAGAAUAGAUAUUGAAAAGAGAAAUCAAAAAAGGUAGAUACGAUUAAUAGAAAACAUUAUAAUUCUUUGAAACAGAUAUUGUACAAUUUGUAUUAAUUAAAAUUCCCUUGUUAGUUAAGUUAAGUUCGGUGUGAAUCGAGCUUUAAAUUUUUGUAAUAGUGAGAGAAACCCUUCUUGUCUCUUCUCUACUCUUCUUUUCACACACACGUAACAACACAUACACACACAAAGAACGAGUCAAACGAAUGGAGGAGUGGGGAGGACUGGAAUAGUAAAAGACUAACAAAGUAUGAAAGAGAGUACAAGAAGAAACCAGAAUGGACGAAGAGGAGGGGGGACAAGUAUGGAUGAGUAAGAGUAGGGUUCUCUUCUUUGCAAGCGUUUUUGUCUCAACUAGCAACAGAGACAGGAAAGGAAAGGUAUGGUAAAGUUAAGAUGAAUCCAGAAUAUUGCGUUAUUUGGACGCACAUGUGUACAGAGCUUAAACGUCCUGUUAAUGUGAAAGAUAGAAAGAGAGGGAUAGAGUGUGCUGCGUGUGAGUGGAAAUCAAUAUUUCAUUGAUUAGCAUAUAUACUUCUGAGUAAUGUCCUAUGAUGACAAAUAUUAUUGUAUUAUAAAAUGUUGAGUUAACGAAGGUAUACAAAAGGAAAAUGAAGGUGAAAUGGUGAUAUGUUGGUAGAGGAAGAAAUAAAGAAAUAAAGUGUGAACGUGAAACGGAGAGAGAGAGAGAGAGAGAGAAAAAAAAGUGUGUGCACACGCUUGUGUGGUGAACAAGAAAGAAAAGAGAAGGGGGUUAGUACAAGAGUGACAUGCAUCUUGCAACGGCAUUACUUUUCGUAUCAUUCCUAGCGAGUCAUUCGAGAUUCGCCGGUGGAAAUACAAAUACAAAUGAAAAAUCAAUAACGAUUAAAAUAGCUAAGUGUUGCGAAUUGAAUGAACUUCUUUUGGACGACACGUGCACACCAUUAUCAGAUACGAACGAAACGAAACCAUGGCAACCAGAAUAUACUCAAGACAAAGAUUCCAAUAUUUACUUGAAAACUCCUGUAACUCCGGAUUAUCGUAUUGGAUUACCUAGAUGUCUUAGUAACGAACAGCAAUGGCAUGUUUAUUAUUAUCCAUCAGGACCAGACAGAUUGGCUAUUAUUUUGCCAUCGGGUAAACUCAGACAUUAUGCUGAUAAUGAAGAAAUUAGUGAAGAUAAUGAAGAGGCUGGUGCCUUUGAAUCGAUUAGAAUACAUGACGAAGAAGAUCAAACUAAAUCCAUUCAUUAUGAUUAUUCUUUUGGACAGUAUUGUGCGGAUAAAGCUAUACUCAGUAGCAAUAAUUUAGUAGCUACCUAUGCCAUGAUAUGUGUUCCUGAGGUAUCAGUUCAAUGGACUGAUACUAAUUUUGUGAUGACACAUGCUAUUGAUCCUACCUUUCAUGGUAUAAACAUAAUGAUAUAUCUUAUAGUUGCAAUCGUUUAUUUUGCUCUACCACAAUUGAGAGAUCUUUUUGGUAAUAUGAUAACUAGUAUGGCGCUGUGUCUUAUAGUCAAUCAAUGCGCCAGGACAGUUAAACUAUUCAGUGAACUUGGUAAUCAUAUUAGCUUUAUGGUAGCUGAUACAGUCGCUUAUACAUCCUUGUUAGCUGCUUUCUUCUGGAUCAACGCUAUGGGCUACUAUAUUUGGAAAACGUUCAGUUCUCGCAAUGUAUUUUUACAUACAACUGAUAGAAAAAAAUAUUGUUAUUAUUCUGCAUACGUUUGGGGAGCAACCAUUUCCAGUUUUGCACUUGCAAUUUUUGCACAUUUUAUAUUAGAAACUGACAAACCUACUAUAGGUGGUACAUUGUAUCCUGCUCAAGAAACCAUUGGUUGGUUAAGUUUUUCAGUUUAUUACAUGUCUAUGGCUCUUAUAAUAAUGAUUAAUUUUACCUUCAUUUUUACAACAGCAAAUAAAAUGAAAAGAAUGAGACCAUACGGUAGGAUACAUCAUAAAAUGAAAUACAAUUUUCGAAUCUUUGUUUAUCUGUUUGCAACGAUGAAUAUUAGUUUGAUAACGUUAUUAUUAACUGGAUUAAAAUACGAGGCAUUUGUGUAUCUCCACAUUAUUGCUAAUUUUUUACAAGCAUGUUUCAUAGUCUAUAUAUGUAUAUGUAGUCAAAAAAGAGUCAAAUUUUUACUUGGAAAAACAUACAAUUGUUGUUGUAACGUUGACGAUAAUUUCGAAGGAUUUGAUUGGGGAGAAGAAAUGACAGCGAUUAAUGCCGGUUAUUAAAAUUUACACUUAUAGAUUUUAAAAUAAUUAACUCUGACUGAUUGUCCAAAUAAAAGACAUAUCUAAUAUUUAAUAUCAAUCAAUUUUUUUCAUUAGCUUUAAGAUAUUUGAUAAAUGUAUUGUAAAUUGUGUAUGUGCCUUUGAUAAUAGAUCUGUGUAUAUAA